Scomber scombrus (Atlantic mackerel) is the source of this 3966-nucleotide messenger RNA. RefSeq lists its product as uncharacterized. Gene Ontology annotation, molecular function: protein binding; GTP binding. NCBI's taxonomy places the organism in Eukaryota, Metazoa, Chordata, Actinopteri, Scombriformes, Scombridae. The coding region runs from base 1 to 3762 and encodes 1253 amino acids. The transcript is spliced from 2 exons. The record is from RefSeq and is a predicted model, not a curated record.
AUGGAUGUUGACGCCAUGGAGACGAUGGAGGUGGCAGCUCUCGGCCGACCUUUCAGCCUCGGGAUGCUGUAUGACUGCCGUAAAGACUCACUCAUCCCCGGCAUCACAUUGUGGGACCUUAACGAUCUGAAAAAUGAUCUACGAGAAAAACCUCAGCACUACAACAAUUUUGACAUAGUUGCAUCUGAAUCAAUUGCAGAUAAAUCUUCAGCAUUAAACGUUGAAGCCUCCCUGAAGGCAAGUUUCUUAUGUGGACUAGUAGAGGUUGGAGGAUCUGCCAAAUACCUGAAAGAUAGUAAAACAUCCAAAAAUCAGGCCAGAGUAACACUGAACUACCAAGCAACCACAAAGAUGCAGCAACUGUCAAUGAAUCAACUUGGAAAAGUCAAGCAUCAAAAUGUCUUUGAUAAAGGAAUAGCAACACAUGUAGUCACAGCUAUCCUUUAUGGGGCACAAGCCUUCUUUGUCUUUGACCGUGAGGUUUCUGAUGAAGAAAGUCAUCAAGACAUUCAGGGCAACAUGAAGGUGAUGAUCAAGAACGUCCCCAGCCUCGCAAUAGGGGCAGAAGGGUCCCUCAAAAUUGAUAAAAAGGACACUGAAAAGGUGGAGAAGUUCUCCUGCAAAUUUCAUGGAGACUUUUUACUGAAGAAAACUCCAACAACCUUUCAGGAUGCCGUACAAGUCUACCAAAGCCUGCCACAACUGCUGGGAGCCAAUGGAGAAAAUGCUGUACCAGUGAAAGUCUGGCUGCUGCCACUUGAGUUUUUAGAUUCUAAAGCUGCUAAACUCGUCCGUCAAAUAAGUUUAGGAUUAGUGCAGAAAUGUCAGAGUGUCCUGGAGGACUUCACUGAGCUGGAAAUGAGAUGCAAUGAUGCAAUAAGAACCACCACUGCACAGCAGUUCCCACAGAUUGGUGAAAAAUGUAAGACUUUUGCAGAUUUUUGCCUAAAAUUAAAGCUUGAACUCAAACAAAACUUGGCAAAGAUACUUCCAUCAAUCCGGGGAGGAGGGGAAGAAGAGGCUGUGCUGGCAGAUAUCCUGAAGAAGAGACAUUCUUCUCCUUUCAACAACACAAGCCUGAACAAGUGGAUGGACUGUAAAGAGAAAGAAAUCCGCAUCUUAAAAUGUUACACCAAAAUGAUGAAAAACACCAAGAUUGUCCCAUCUCAAGGUGUGCUUGAAGAGGAAACUCUGAUUGCAGAACAUGCUGUGUGUUUUGUUUUCACCUCACUGGGCAGUGCUGAACCGUACCUCUCAGCUUUAUCAAACUACUUAGAAGAAAAACCCAAACCAGACAACCUUCAAGAUCCACGUUGUCAUGACAUAGAGAAAGAACAAUGGUACGCCUCUAAAGAAGUAUCAGAUGUAAUGAGGAUCAAAGCAAAGCUGUUCAGUGAUUUUGCAGAGGCCAACAAAGAGAAUAAGAACAUAAAGUUCCUGACAGUGGGUUUAACAAAUGAGACACAGAAAGGUUCAAGCAUCUACGUUUAUAAAGACGUCUUUACUGUCAGUGAGAUCUUUGAGCCGCCUUCAAAGCCUGAAACAGUGACAGCAGGUGAUGUAACCCACAACAGUGUGACACUGAAGAUCUCUACACCAAGAUUUGGAGCAGAGAACAUCACCUCCUACUCUGUGGAGUAUUGUGUCAGUGGAGAGGAUGGAUGGAAACAAACAACAGCAGCAAAAGCUGAAGAAGUCACAAUGAGCAGUCUAACUCCUAACACAGAGUAUAUGUUCAGAUGCAGAGCAGUGACCUCAGUAGGUGUUGGACCAGCUGGUGAAGUCAGUGGUCCCAUUAAAACUUUACCUUGCAGCCCUCCUGGAAAACCUCAAGUUGAAACAAACUCAAGUGAGAUAUCAGUUAGCUGGGAGAAACCUGCAGAGAUUGGACAAGAUGUCCACAUUUUGAGCUACAUUGUGGAGUACGCCCAAACAGACAAAGAGGUGAAAGACGAAGAUCUCCAGUGGAACCAAACGGUGUCAAGAGCUGAAAAGGGGAUAAUUUCAGGUCUUCAGUCAGAGACAGAAUAUGCAGUCAGGGUCAGGUGUGACUGUGGUGAAGCUGGUAGAAGCAAAGGAAGCAUCACUGUGAAUGUCUGCACAACAAAACAUGGAUUGAAACACUUCCCUAAAUUCCAGAAACGGAGGUCUUUUCAAGGGCUGAUUGAUUUUGUGAAAGAAAAAAGCACACUGCUGAAACCACAGACAGGGUCUCUCCCUGUUUAUAAAAUUCCCCUCAAAGAGGAACAAAUCAAUGUUCCUGGGUGCAAGCGUUUAAGUUUUGGGAACGAAUCAACCAAACCUAAUCGUACCAUCAUGGUUCUCGGAGCAACUGGUGCUGGGAAGUCAACUCUGAUCAAUGGAAUGAUUAAUUAUAUUUUAGGUGUUGAAUGGGAGGAUUCAUUUCGGUUUAAGUUAGUUGAUGAGGGUCAGUCGAAAUCACAAGCUGAAAUUCAGACUUCUGAAGUCACUGUGUACAAAAUCAACCACCAGGGAGGCUUUAAAAUUGAGCACUCUCUGACUAUUGUGGACACUCCAGACUUUGGAGAUACAAGAGGAAUAGAAAGAGACAGAAUGAUCACAGAGCAGAUACAUAAUCUCUUCACUGCUCAGUCUGGUGUCAGUGAAAUUGAUGCUGUGUGUUUCGUAGCUCAAGCUGCUUUAGCACGACUCACACCAAUACAGAAGUAUGUCUUUGAUUCUGUACUUUCAAUCUUUGGCAAAGAUGUGGCAGAAAACAUCAGAGUUCUGGUGACAUUUGCAGACAGCCAACGUCCACCAGUUCUAGAGGCAAUCAAUAAAGCAGGUGUCCCAUGUCCUAAAGCAAAAGACGGGCUGCCUGUUCACUUCAAAUUCAAUAACUCAGUGUUAUUUGCAAACAACAAAUCAUUUGCAGCAAACAGCUCAGAUGAUGAAGAUGAUGAAGAUGGAAGAUUUGAUCAGAUGUUUUGGGACAUGGGGACAAAAAGUAUGAAGAGGUUUUUUGUUGCUCUGAAUGUCAUAGAAACCAAAAGCUUGACAAUGACGAAGGAAGUCCUCAGAGAAAGAAAGCAGCUCGAGGUUUCAGUUGAAAAUUUGCAGCAGCAGGUUAAAGUUGGGUUAGCCAAGCUUGAGGAGAUAAAAGAGACGACUGAAAAACUGAGAGAUCAUGAGGCAGAGAUCAACAGGAAUGAGAAUUUUGAGUUUGAAGUCACCGUCACAAAGCCUGUUCAAGUAGAUAGUUCUGGUACUAGAAACUACAUGACCAACUGUCAGCAGUGUCGCCAAACCUGCCACCAAAAUUGUCCCUAUGGAAAUGAUGCAGAUAAAUAUAAAUGCCCUGUAAUGGGACGAGAUGGACGCUGUACUGUGUGCCCUGGCAAAUGUCAUUGGUCUUCACAUUUUAAUCAGAAGUACAGAUGGGAGUAUAAGGAGGUGACAGAAAAGCGAACAGUGAAUGAGAUGAAAGAAAAGUACCUAAAAGCCUCAGAGGCUAAGGUGACUGUUUGGGAUUUGAUUAAUAAAUUGAAGGCUGAAUAUGAAUGUGUGCAGGAAAAGGUGAAGAAAUUGAUGGAGGAGUCUACAAAGUGUUUAAACAGACUCAGAGAGAUAGCACUGAAGCCAAAUCCUCUCUCCACUCCAGAGUACAUUGACAUGCUUAUUGAGGGAGAGAAAUCUGAGGGCAAACCAGGAUGGAUGCAACGAGUUCGGGCCCUGAUUGACAUGAGAGAAAAAGAAGAGUUAAAGGCUAAAUUAGAGAGAGGAGAGAAACUCCUCAGAUAAUUAUGCCUGAAACACCAUUUGUAUCAUAUUUGAUGAACGAGUUUCAGAGACCUUUACAUCAUCAACAAGUGGAUCUUCAGAGUAAUGCAGGAAACAGUGAUCCCUUAUUUCAAGCUGGCUGCCGCUGAGUUGUGUCACAUGACUUAACCACACUUUUUACUAUUUUUUAGUCUCCUUCAUAUUCUAAGAUGAGCAUUUGCUGGA